Neodiprion fabricii is the source of this 3435-nucleotide messenger RNA. RefSeq names its product GTP-binding protein SAR1b (gene Sar1). The transcript has 6 exons. Gene Ontology annotation, molecular function: GTPase activity; GTP binding. The record is from RefSeq and is a predicted model, not a curated record. Gene Ontology annotation, cellular component: endoplasmic reticulum exit site; COPII vesicle coat. The coding region runs from base 346 to 933 and encodes 195 amino acids. Lineage: Eukaryota; Metazoa; Arthropoda; Insecta; Hymenoptera; Diprionidae. Gene Ontology annotation, biological process: membrane organization; intracellular protein transport; vesicle organization.
UUAAUUGUUGUCAAAAGCAACUGCGCGACGAAUAAGCUUGUUAUUUUUGGACCACGUCUUGUGGGCCAGCGUAGUAUUCUUUUGUACAUUUCGGUAUUUUAUUAUACCUCUUUCUUGGACAGCAGUUCAUUCCAUAUAAUAGUUAAUUUCAGUAGCCAUCCAUUCCUAUUUUGUCGCAAUUAUUCUUCACCAAUCUGCAUCCCGUAAUCUACUUUAAAAACGGUCACGUUGAUCUUUCGAGUGAAUGAUUACACGGAAUUUCGAUUGACAUACGCACACACUUCUCUUUCCACAAGGUUAAGCUCAGUCAUUUAGCAAUUAGCACGCAUAAACGCCACACACAAAAUGUUCAUUUUGGAUUGGUUGACGGGGGUUCUUGGUUACCUUGGUUUUUCUGUUCCUGUCUGUCGUGGGAGGUUUGCCUUUCUUGGGCUGCCCAACUCUGGCCGGCGUUCACUGCUAAAUGCUGUGCUAAACGAAUGUCUAAUCGAUCCAGUAGAAGCCACGUUACAACCCUCCGAAGAAUUAUCCAUUGGUAACAUGAGAUUUACAACUUUCGAUCUUGGUGGGCAUACUCAAGCACGUAGAGUAUGGAAAGAUUACUUUCCUGCUGUUGACGCGAUAGUUUUCUUGGUCGAUGCCAGCGACAGGUCACGGUUACCUGAAUCCAGAGCUGAACUCGAUGCGCUCCUAACUGAUGAGCAGCUCAGUACUUGCCCCGUUCUUGUAUUAGGUAAUAAAAUUGACAAGCCAGGCGCUGCCUCGGAAGACGAGCUUAGAAACUUCUUCAAUCUUUACGGUCAAACUACAGGAAAGGGAAAGGUAGCGCGCAGUGAUAUUCCCGGACGUCCGCUGGAGCUUUAUAUGUGUUCAGUGCUGAAGAGACAAGGAUAUGGGGAAGGUUUCCGCUGGCUAGCCCAGUACAUUGACUGAGCAUGUGAAAACGAAAUGUAAUAUCACUGACUCCCAAAAACUUCCUCUCUUUUUUACUCGAAUGGUUGUCUUUGUCCUGCGAUUUAUAUUCACCGAAACGCGUCACGAUGAAACAUAAUGUUACGGUAUAAAGAAAUAAUUUUCAGCCCUUAUAUAACUGAUAAAAAAUAGUGACUAGUAAUAUCUGAUAAUUACGUAACUCACUGUUAACAAUCUUAUAGUGAUGGGUUAUAUCCAGGUAAACCAUUUAGAUGUAAUCCACCUAAUAAUAAUUGCCCAUUGAAUGUUUUCGGAAAUACUUUGUAAAUCUUUUGAACAUGCAUGUAGAAUGUUAUGAGUUAAAUUUUGAUCGGAGAUUUAUUAUCUGAAGAAUUUGGCAAUCUCCGCUUUGGAUGAAUUCCCAAGUGCAAUAAUCUCAUAACAUUCUUUCACAUUUAAACAAAUAUCCUUCGGUAAUAGGAGACAAAAAACAAAACAGUAUUCAAAGAAUAUUCAUAGUUCGCCUAUUGUUUUCGAAAAGUCAUUCUAUGAAUAUUCUAUACUUAUUUUGUGCUAGCAGGCAAGGAAUAUCUUCCGCUUGAUUGAGACAACACUUCUGGUAUAAUAGAAAAAUCCGUUUGUCACCCUGUCCUAAAAACUUUCUGAAUCCUACAGACCUCCCAACGUUCUAUCCUACAGAUUUACAUAUUUCAGUGCUAUGGGAUACUGUAACGCUCGUACAAAGCGAUAUAAACCAUUUUGAUAAAUAAAAUACGGAAAAAAAAAAUCAAGUGUCUAUUUAAGAAUCGUAGAUUUCUUAUGAAUUAUUUUGUUCUGUUGCAUGGUCCUUGCAAAAGUCAAAGUUAACAUCAUUUCUAGGAACAUUAAAUUAAAUUAAAACAGAAUCAAUCAUUAAUCAACUUCACCGCCGAGUUUCCAAAGUUUGGCAUAUUUUACUUGUGUUUACUAUAAUUCCAGUAUUCAAAAUGCAAUACGUGUAAAAUUUUUGAACUAGUAUGCGCAUUACUCAUGCAUAACCAGUUCAGCAGUAUCGAAAAUUUUCGUGGAAACUCUGUGAAGUGUAUCAUAAUCGGACGUUAGAUAAUUUUGUAGUUGUAAUAAUGGAAACAUAGGAAAUAUUCAAUUUACUCAACCUUCUUAAGUCUCUCAUAGAGAAAAUAAAUUUAUAAUUAGCAGUUUUUAAUAUAAUAAGACAGUCACAUCAUUUGUCCCCAAACAUCUACUUUAGUACAAGAAAUGCUCUUUUCGGUUUCUCAAUAAUAUGGGUAGACGGAUGCUGUAGUUAUGUCUAUAAAUGCCAAACACUACUGAAUUAUGGCAAUUAAUUCCAUUAUAACCUAGCAAUGUAUUUCCAAAUCCAAUUUGUAAUGUGAUAAAUUAUGCGAAUUGAAAAACAGCUUGCAGCACUUAAUGCCAGGCACAGAGUCACCUUGACUACUUCGGAAAGCCCGCUCGGAGAGAUCCUGGUGGUAAGGUAGUGAUGAAUGCAUCAGGAAAAGUGCCGAAGAAACGAGAAAUACACAGUCUAAUUUACUAUUCUGCCAACUGUAUUCCGAUCGUUUAGACUUCAGCGAUAAAACCUUGCACAAUUGCAUCGAGUUUAUUUUACGUCAUAAUAUUUUCGAUGCAUGUAAUUAGGUGAUGAUUAAUUUUUUCAGUACAUGUAUAGGUAUAAAACUAUAGUAAUCGUAUGGCCUUAUGAAUAAAAAUGUACCAAUUGCUAAAAGUGAAAAUUGAUAGUUGAGGAUCAAAAGGUUAAAUUUUUGAAAUGAUAACACAAUGUGGUAACUAGUAAUGCUUUUGAAAUUAUCGAUUGCACUAUAGUUAUCGAAAUUUGCCUGCCUCAAAUCUUCACUUUCGAAUUCCACUUAUUAUGUACUACGCGCAGUUUUAUCAUUAAUACCGCUUUCUUUCAACGAUAAUGUAUAGUUAGCAAUUCAUGAAACUCAGUUUUCAAUCAAUUCUUCAGUACCGUUUGUUAUCAUUUUUUCUCCAGAUUGAAUAAUUUAUUUUCGUUUUUCUAUCGGACCCGGUGUAAUCUUGAUGUAACCCUGAUGUAAAUAAUUUGUCAUUAUUCUAUGCAUACAUACGUAGCUUGCACAGUGCCAGGCGAGAUCACUGUGUUGUGAUUGUAUUGUCAAUUUCGUUAGAGUUCCAUUGGUAGCAUUAAAAAUGCAACGUAACACACCGUGAUCUCCGAUAUGUAGAUAGAGGAAUGAAUGAACUUAAUUAUUUUCUACUUAAUUGUAGAAAUUAAAAUUAUUAUCAGAAACAAUCGCUUACUUGUAACCAAUUCACAUGUCUAUAAUUUGAAUGUAUUAUCAUUUUAUUCAGUUCCAAUUUUUUAUUUCUUGGUAACAUGGUUUAACAAUGGAUAUAUGAAAAAUACGCAUUCAGACUCGAUCUGAGUGUAAAUUUAAAUGCUAUUACUAGUAAUAUUAAUUGAAAUUGUUCUGUUCGUUGGUUUUUACAUGAAAAAUAAAACAGUUCGCUGAAUUUUUA